UAUCAACAAUCAGUCUUAUCACAGCCUUCAACUAACGGUUUUUCCAAGAGAUCCGUGUCAAAUAAUGAUCUCGCUAGGGGGCUUGCCAUGAGCAGAUGACCACGAGUCCACCAGUAGCAUGUCUCCAAAGAGAAAGUUGCCUCCGUGAUGGCCAACUUGAUCUCCACCUCCCCCUUAUCUCCACUCUUCUGCCCCAAGGAGACCCAGAGAUUCGCGAGAUUCUCCAAUCUCCAAAGCUUUGUCCAUGGAUCUAGGCGUCCCCACCGCCCAUGACAUGAUGUAAUGCUGUUCCCGGCACAUUUUUCGGCGAUCCGUCAAAACCGGCGGUGUCCCAGAUUCAGAGCUGAGCUUGCCUCUUGAUUUCUCUUAUUCUUCUAUUCACUUACUCUCUCUCACUCUCACUCUUGCUCUUCCUCUUCCUCUUCCCUCCCUCUGCAUUUUUCCCUUCUCCCGUUGUCAUUGUCCUCUACCUUCAUCUCCCGCUUUCACAAUGGCACCUCUUAAGCUCAACAACCAGAACUUGGCGCAGAUCGCGACCGCGGGUGAGAGCCAAGUCAAGAUCCCAACCUACCAGCGCGGUUGCGCCGUCAAGGAAGGAAUCGUCCAUGUCGGUGUGGGUGGCUUCCACAGAGCUCACUUGGCUGUCUACGUCGAUCAAUUGAUGCAGAAGCAUGGUGUGACCGACUACGCCAUCUGCGGUGUCGGCCUGCAGCCCUUCGACGCCGGCAUGCGGGAUGCCCUCGGUUCUCAGGACCACCUCUACACCGUCAUUGAACGGUCGGCCAAGGGCAGCUUCGCCAACAUCGUUGGCAGCAUCAACUCCUACCUCUUUGCUCCCGAUAACCGCGAGGCCGUCAUUGCCAAGAUGGCUCACCCUGAUACCCACAUCGUCUCGCUCACCAUCACCGAAAGCGGCUACUACUACAACGAGAAUACCCACGAGCUUCAGACCGAGAACGCAGAUAUUCAGCACGAUCUCGACCCGGCCAACGAGAAAGCUCCUCGCACUACCUUCGGUUUCCUCUACGCUGCUCUCGUCCGUCGCCGCCAGCAAGGCCUCAAGCCCUUCACCGUCAUGUCCUGCGAUAACAUGCUGAAGAACGGCUCCAUCACACGUCACAUGCUCGAGUCAUUCGCACAACUCCGCGACCCGGAGAUGGCUAAGUGGAUCUCUGAGGAGGGCGGUUUCCCCAACGCCAUGGUAGACCGCAUCACCCCCCAGACCGCCCCCUCCGACAAGGUCGCCCUCGCAGAGAACUUUGGUAUCGAGGAUUCAUGGCCCGUCGUCACGGAGCCCUUCAUGCAAUGGGUCAUUGAAGACAAGUUCUCCGACGGUCGCCCUCCCUUCGAAAAGGCCGGAGCCCAGGUUGUCAAGGACGUGCAUGAUGUCGAACAAUUCGAGAAGCACAAGCUGCGCCUGCUCAACGGCAGCCACUCCGCCAUCGGCUACCCCGGCCAACUGGCAGGCUUCAAGUACGUGCACGAGGUGAUGGAGAACCCCCUCUUCCGCAAAUUCAUUUGGCAAUACAUGCAAGAAGAAGUCAAGCCUCUCCUCCCUGAAAUACCGGGCGUCGACAUUGACGAAUACUGCAACACCCUCAUGGAGCGUUUCUCCAACCCCACAAUUAUGGAUCAACUGCCCCGCGUGGCCCUCAACGCCUCCGGCAAAAUCCCCCAAUUCAUCAUGCCCUCCAUCGCCGAACAAAUCUGGGUCACUGGGCCCUUCCGCCGUCUGUGCUUCAUCGCCGCUGCCUGGUUCCACUACAUUAACGGCGUCGACGACAACGGCAACAAGUUCCAAGUCGACGACCCCAUGCGCGAGGUACUCCAGGCCAAGGCUCGUGCCGGCGGUACCAACCCCAGAGAGUUGCUCAGCAUUCAGAACUUGUUCGGUGAUGAUCUGCGUUCCGAUGAGCGCUUCCUGCAGGAGAUGACCACUGCCAUGGAGGACAUCGCCCGCGAUGGUAUCCUGAAGACCAUCCCCAAGUACAUUGAUUAGACUUUUGUGCUCUAUGCCCCCCACGGCCCCGCUGGAUAUUGUGGGUCAUUCAUGAAGAUAGAUAGAUUCGGGUCAGCGAGCGAUUUGUGAUAUUCCUGUGUUUUUUAACUUUCUUUGUCUCAUGAUUUGAGUAAUUCAUGGUGAUGUUUGGACAUAGAGAUAGAUCGAGGAUAGAAAAAAGUCCUUACUACUUAUUCC
Messenger RNA from Penicillium brasilianum, 2197 nucleotides. The record is from the annotation of a GenBank genome assembly. NCBI's taxonomy places the organism in Eukaryota, Fungi, Ascomycota, Eurotiomycetes, Eurotiales, Aspergillaceae.